UUCCACCACACUUGAACUUUCAGUCUUUUGAUCAGAAAUUCAGAAAAGUUUCUCCAUCAUCUCUAGCCUCUCUACCUCGAACUUCUCUGCCCAUAUAGACACUUUCAAAUAAGACUCAAUAGCACGUUGCAUUACACGUAGCUCUCUGUUAUACUACAUACCGAAACACACGCGCCUACACAAAACCACGCAAUCAUGUCCACCGUCGCUACCACCGUCGUCACCGGAGACAAGAAGGGUCGUGUCCUCCUCGCCUACUCGGGUGGUCUGGACACCUCGUGCAUCCUCGUCUGGCUCAUCGAGCAGGGAUACGAGGUCUACGCUUUCAUGGCCGACGUCGGUCAGGAAGAGGACUUUGAGGCCGCCAGGGAAAAGGCUCUGAAGAUUGGUGCCAAAAAGUUCUUCUUGGAGGACUUGAAGAGGGAGUUUGUCGAGGAGUUGAUCUACCCCGCCGUCCAGUGCAACGCCAUCUAUGAGGGAGUCUACCUCCUCGGUACCUCGCUCGCUCGACCGGUCAUUGCCCGAGGCAUGAUCGAGGUUGCCGAGAGGGAAGCUUGCGACUACGUUUCGCACGGAUGCACCGGAAAGGGUAACGAUCAGGUCAGGUUCGAGCUCGCCUUUUACGGGUUGAAGCCGACCAUCAAGGUCAUUGCUCCCUGGAGGUUGCCUGAGUUCUACGACCGAUUCCCCGGUCGAUCGGCCCUCCUCGAGUAUGCCGCUCAGCACGGUGUUCCCGUCGUCCAGACCGCCGCCAAGCCGUGGUCGACCGACGAGAACCUGUUCCACAUCUCUUACGAGGCCGGUAUCCUCGAGGACCCCAACACCACCCCUCCCGCCGACAUGUGGAAGUUGACCGCUUCCCCUGAACACGCCCCCAACGAGCCCGAGCAGAUCGUUGUCGAGUUCAAGCGAGGUCUGCCCACCAAGGUCACCGUCCCCGGCACCGGAGCCGUCUACACCGACGCCGUCGAGAUCUUUUUGCAGCUCAACGCGCUCGCCAGGAAGCACGGAAUCGGUAGGGUCGACAUUGUCGAGAACCGAUUCAUCGGCGUCAAGUCGAGGGGUUGUUACGAAUCCCCCGGUGCGACCAUCUUGAGGGUUGCCCACAUGGACCUCGAGGGAAUGACCUUGGACAGGAACGUCCGUGCGCUCCGUGAUCAGUUCAUCACCAUCGAGCUCUCCAGGAUCCUCUACAACGGUUACUUUUUCUCCCCCGAGCGUGAAUUCUUGACCGCCGCCAUCCCUGCCAGUCAGAGGACCGUCAACGGACAGGUCAAGCUCAAGCUCUACAAGGGCAACUGCGUCGUCGAGGGAAGGUCGUCCGACGAGGGGUUGUACGACGAAAAGUUCUCGUCGAUGGACGAGAUGGGCGGGUUCGAGCCCAGCGAGACUACCGGAUUCAUCUCGGUCUCGGCCAUUCGUCUCAAGGCAUGGGCCAACGCCAACGUCCAGAAGGGUGCCGGUGGUGUCAAGAGGUCCGACGUCUACAACCCCAAGGAGUAGAUCCGGAUCUUCUCCUUCCUACGUCCGCCCUGCUCGCCCUAGAGCAAUACCAAAACAACAAUCACGCCUCGCCUGCCAUACCACCGCGCUUUGCGCUGCACAAUCAACCACGACCAGUCUCGCUUCAAUUUCAUUCAAUACUCUUUUCUGUCUCUUGGGUACAUGUCUUUUUCCAUUCGUUAUCGAAAUAUCAAUUUUCAAGGG
This is a messenger RNA of Filobasidium floriforme, 1707 nucleotides long. RefSeq names its product argininosuccinate synthase. The transcript has 6 exons. Gene Ontology annotation, molecular function: ATP binding; argininosuccinate synthase activity. The record is from RefSeq and is a predicted model, not a curated record. Gene Ontology annotation, biological process: urea cycle; L-arginine biosynthetic process. NCBI's taxonomy places the organism in Eukaryota, Fungi, Basidiomycota, Tremellomycetes, Filobasidiales, Filobasidiaceae. Bases 196 to 1503 code for a protein of 435 amino acids. Gene Ontology annotation, cellular component: cytoplasm.